Molecule: messenger RNA, 552 nt
Organism: Hibiscus syriacus
Lineage: Eukaryota; Viridiplantae; Streptophyta; Magnoliopsida; Malvales; Malvaceae
Exons: 2
Coding region: 1-552 (183 amino acids)
Source: RefSeq, a predicted model, not a curated record
AUGGGAGGUACACUAGGACGUUUUGAGAUUAGCAGGAGUUUCUAUAAUUUUAUUUUUAACAAUGCUCUCCUCGAUAUGGAUUAUCAUGGUUCUCCUUUUACCUGGCCUCGUGGUAAUCUUAGUCAUCGCCUUGAUCAAUGUCUUGUGAAUUCUGCUUGGAAUAAUAUGGCAUUUUCCUUCGAGGUGUUUCAUCUGGAUAGCCUCGUUGCCCUUCAACCGAAGCUCCUUUAUUGGAACUCUUCGAAUCUUGGAGAAAUUGGAAAAAGGAAUCGUCAGUUGUUUGCUCGGUUACGUAGAAUUGCAAGAGUCCUUGAUGUUCGCCACUCUCCGUUCCUUUCAACUUUGGAAUCUCAGUUGAAGGAGGAAUUGAAAUAUGUGAUUCACAUUGAAGAGUAUAUCUGGUUUCAAAAAUCCCACUGUGAUUAUACCUUAUAUGGUGAUCGUAAUACCGCCUUUUUCCAUGCUAGGGUUAAAAGUCAUCGAAAGCACAACUCUAUUCAGGCCUUGAAAGAUGGUUAUGGUAAUUGGUGUUUUGAUCAGCAUUCUCAAUAA